Messenger RNA from Sphaerulina musiva SO2202, 519 nucleotides. RefSeq lists its product as uncharacterized. The annotation marks the transcript as partial. The record is from RefSeq and is a predicted model, not a curated record. The transcript has 3 exons. NCBI's taxonomy places the organism in Eukaryota, Fungi, Ascomycota, Dothideomycetes, Mycosphaerellales, Mycosphaerellaceae. Gene Ontology annotation, biological process: mycotoxin biosynthetic process.
GAAGUGGACCACGCCUGGAGCGAACUCGGCAUUCAUGACAAGGGCUUCAUGCUGCCAGGAAACGUGGGUCGAGAGUACGGAUUAGACCCACGAAAGCAUGUGUAUGCUCCUAAAGGGACCAUGUUGGAGGAAGAAGAUGGAUUUCCCGUGUUCAUUCAGGCACUGCAUGAUGUGCAUUGUUUGAAUGAGCUGCGAAGAGCUCUAUACUUCAACAAAGCCUACUAUAAGAAGUUUGAGAAUGACACAUUGACACCCGAGCCAUUUCGCAGAAGCCAUAUCAAUCAUUGCCUUGACAACGUCCGCGAACGUCUCAUGUGUACGGCAGAUGCCGGUAUCAUACCCUCGGUAUGGACCAGCCGAGAUGAAAACUGGCCACUAUUUGGUAGCCGGCACAAGUGCCACAACUACGAGGCCCUGGUGGCAUGGAAUACGAAGUUGCACAGUACUGAACGAGAGCGAGCGGUCAAUUGGAGCGUACAGCUGACUGCUCCUAAUGAUGCUAUAUUUUUUGACAUCUGA